AUGUGUCAAAAGGAGUGUGGCAUGUUUGGAUACAAUUCUGUGAUGAAGAAGUGCCGGACCCACAAGAAAAUCUUUACGUCUAACGUCAUUGAGGAGGCCGGCUGGAAAUAUUUCUUCAAUGAUUCUGUUCCUAUUGAUUGUAAGGAUCUCCUUGAUAAUGGUCACACUAAUACAGGAACUGGAUUGACUAUAAAAAUGGUUUCGGAACGCCUGAACAGAAUGUCUGAUGGUGCAACACUGUACGAAUUAUACAAUCAAUUUUCUGUUUCUGAUGAAGCAGACAAGUAUCAAUUAUUUCUGUCAGGACCUGCCACGGGAACGUUAGGGGACAGAAUGUUAGACACGGGGUCUUCUAGCAACGAUAUGUCCGGAAUGCCAUUCACCACCCUGGACAGGGACAGAGACAGAUGGAGUGGUGGUAACUGUGCUGCUGAAUACAGAGGAGGAGGGGGCUGGUGGUUUAACAACUGUAACGACGCCUACCUCAACGGUCAAUGGUUAAACUGGUACCAACCCUGGUAUCCGCCAUUUGAUAAUGGUGACGAUAUAGCGGAAACUAUUCUGAUGAUUAGACGACAUUAG
Saccostrea cuccullata (small rock oyster) is the source of this 582-nucleotide messenger RNA. Its product is annotated as fibroleukin-like. NCBI's taxonomy places the organism in Eukaryota, Metazoa, Mollusca, Bivalvia, Ostreida, Ostreidae. The record is from RefSeq and is a predicted model, not a curated record. Bases 1 to 582 code for a protein of 193 amino acids. The transcript is spliced from 4 exons.